AUGGACAUGGACGCCGCCACGGCUACAGGCAUGGACGCGGACACGGGUCUGGAUGUGGACACGGGCAUGGACGCGGACACGGGUCUGGAUGUGGACACGGGCUUGGAUGCGGACAUGAGCAUGGACGCGGACACGGGUCUGGAUGUGGACACGGGCUUGGAUGCGGACAUGAGCAUGGACGUGGAUACGGGCGUGGACGCGGACGCGACGGUGGGCGGCGCAGGCGUGGGCACGGACGCGACGGCGAGCGGCGUGGGCGUGGGCGCGGACGCGACGGCGGGCGGCGUAGGCGUGGGCGCGGACGCGACGGCGGGCGGCGUAGGCGACGAUGGGCAAGACGCUGCUGUCUACCCUGCGCCCGACGUGGUUCAUGACGAGGACGUUCCUGCACCGCCUCAACCGCCUCUUCACCAUCCUUGCGCUUGCUCAUUCUCACCCAUCUCUCUUCCGACGCCGCUUGGAGGUUUCCCUGCCGUGUACCGCUCCGAUCCUGAAUCCCUGACUCGCAACAUCGACGCUCGCCAGCUCGCAGAAUGGAAGAGUCGCAGUCAGCGCACCUCCGCGGGUAUCCAAGUCUAUGGCGUUCACUAUCCUACGCCUAACGUGGCCAAGCACACAACGGACGGCAUUCAAAAGGCACUCUCCGCGCUCACCAAGUGUACCACUGUGGAAGUCUCUGCGCCGAUCGCUGCGCAAGAUGAGAACGGGGACGACUUGCUACCCCGCCCUGCCACCUACUUCGCGUACAACCUCACGGAGGAAGCCGCAGCAAAAUUGAAGAAGCAACGAUGCUGGUCGAUGAACGCUAUCUCCUUCUUCGCGUACGACCUCGAUCCUGUCAUCCCAGAGUUUCUCUUCACGCUCCACGGUUUCACCGGACGCGAUCCAGAAGCUCUCAGUGAGACUGUCCGGAACACAUUGUUCUCUACGGAAUACCAUUCCUUCACCGCAUCCUUCGCCCUGAACGAUCCUCAACUCUGCGGACGCCCUCUCGACUCCGUGAUGGCGGCGCUCUCGCAGUCACUCAAGGUCCGCCCGUGCGGAUCAUCAGGCGUUAACGUCUACUGCACUUCGCCUACGACCCAACCGGACCUCUGGCGAUUGUGGAGGGACGUUCUGGGAUCCGCGAACUACACUCAUAUCUACUUCAGUACGGGUCGUCGCGCGCCAGAUCUGAUCUGCUCGGGCUGCCACGGUGCUGGUCAUGUUCGGAAGCACUGUCCGUUCGGCACUCUCCUGGGGUGGAACGGCGCGCGUAGCUUGUAG
Molecule: messenger RNA, 1266 nt
Organism: Trametes versicolor FP-101664 SS1
Lineage: Eukaryota; Fungi; Basidiomycota; Agaricomycetes; Polyporales; Polyporaceae
Exons: 1
Coding region: 1-1266 (421 amino acids)
Source: RefSeq, a predicted model, not a curated record